This is a messenger RNA of Suillus paluster, 750 nucleotides long. RefSeq lists its product as uncharacterized. The coding region runs from base 1 to 750 and encodes 249 amino acids. The record is from RefSeq and is a predicted model, not a curated record. NCBI's taxonomy places the organism in Eukaryota, Fungi, Basidiomycota, Agaricomycetes, Boletales, Suillaceae. The transcript has 3 exons.
AUGAGUGCUGCCCUCCUAUCUGCCAUCACAGAUGACCCAGACAUCAAGCAAGGGCUUUUUCCAUCUCCUGGCACAAAUCCAAGGGCAGGCGGCAAGACAAAGGCCACAUACCACUGGGCACUAUGUGUCAUCCUCUUCAAAGAACAUCCAGACUACAAAUCUGCAUUUUUAAUGUCCAAGAUCACACGAAAGUAUAUGGACGAGAUGGGUGAGACUGGUGCAGGUAUAACACGAGAGGACAAGAUCAACAUGGAUGUAAAAAAUUCAUUCACAACAAAAUGGGCAAUAAUCAAAGAAGCAUGCCCUUGGUUCUUUGAAAUGUACGAGCUUAUAGCUGAGUGUCCAAAUCAAGUUCCAGUGGGUCUUGGGCACAGCCAGAUCGAUUUUGACAUGUCAGUCAUGAUCGCUGAUGCAUCAGAACCAACCAGCGGGUUUACAUCUGACAACAUAGCCCAAGAAAAUUCGCCAGAAGUUAGUGAGGGUGUUGAUGAGCUUGAAAAUGAUGAUUUGCUGUCAGAUUUGGGGAGUGCUGGACUUGCAGAAGCUGAUGAUGCACCCUUGAAGCAAAAGGCAUCUACAGAAAGACAAGGCAAGAGCAGUUUGCCUUCAAAAACAGGCCCCCAACAUACAGCAUCAAAGCCUGUCACCAGAGCACCCAAGAACCCAGCAAAGAGGCAGAAGAAGGAUGAAUUUACAGAGAUUGCACAGGCUGAAGCUAAGCCCCUCCAUAACCUCCUUCCUACCCAUUAG